This is a messenger RNA of Thalassophryne amazonica, 1172 nucleotides long. It is a transcript of the gene tpd52l1, whose product is annotated as tpd52 like 1. Gene Ontology annotation, cellular component: cytoplasm. NCBI's taxonomy places the organism in Eukaryota, Metazoa, Chordata, Actinopteri, Batrachoidiformes, Batrachoididae. The record is from RefSeq and is a predicted model, not a curated record. Bases 87 to 836 code for a protein of 249 amino acids. Gene Ontology annotation, biological process: positive regulation of MAP kinase activity; positive regulation of apoptotic signaling pathway. The transcript is spliced from 10 exons.
CCACAGCUGACCCUGCGCGUGACAUCCGUGGAAACCCGAGUCCCCCCGUGUCCUGUCCGCUCGUGGAUCUGCACAGACCGACGGUGAUGGACAGCCGACAGCCAGGUUUGUACUCCAGUGUUCUUGGCGAGGCCGUGGUGGACUGGGACAGCCUGGGUCCUGGAGAGGAAUGGGUUAACACCGACAGAAACGGGGAAGAGCUCGGUUUUCUGGACUCUGAGCCUCUGAGAGACGCUGAUGAUGAUUUGGUAUCAGAAGUCAACAACUCUAUGACUGAGGAAGAACGAGCAGAGAUUCAGCAAGAACUCAUCAAACUGGAGGAGGAAAUCGGAACCCUGAAGCAGGUUUUGUCCUCAAAGGAGAAGCAGCAGGCCGAGCUGAAGCACAAACUGGGCAUUGGACCUCUGAACGAGCUCCGGAACAACUUCAGCAAAGGCUGGCACGACGUGCAGACCUCCACAGCCUUCAAGAAGACAUCGGAGACGUUGACCACAGCAGGACAGAAAACCUCCGCAGCCUUCAGCAACCUGGGUGGUGCCAUCACGCGGCGGCUUGGAGACAUGAGCCUGUUUGGUCUGGAAUUGUUGUACCCUCGGAGGUCCAACUCCAUAGGCUACUCCAUGCGACACUCUGUGACCACGCCCACCAUCAGAAAUUCACCCAGCUUCAAGUCUUUUGAGGAGAAAGUUGAGACGACAGUGUCCACUAUAAAGACAAAGGUUGGAGGUCAGGGGAGUGGAGGCAGCUUCGAGGACGUCCUCUCCUCAGCAGCAAAUGCCAGCUCACAGGACACGCCCACGAACACCUUGACGGACAGCUGUGAGAGGCCGUGUUAGAACCUGGUCCACGAGGACAGGACCAGGUACUGUUUGGCUGCCGUGAUGGAGCUUGUUGUCCAACCAACUCAACACUGGAACCAGUUCCUGGUUUUACGAUGGGUGGCUCGGACAGGAAAGUUCUCCAACACAUCCCAGGAAACACUUUCCUCCACUUAAAUACCAAACCCAAAAUAGAGAGUUGACCCCAUAUGACUUUGGACCAAACUCAGCAGAUGGACCUUAAAAUCAAAACGCACAAUGACGUCUGGAUUUGUAGGUCACCACCACAAAACCAAAAGCACCUUGUGUCCAACCAUGUGUCCUCUACAAUGUUUAACUUUCUUUUUUAUAAAA